Megalobrama amblycephala (Wuchang bream) is the source of this 2915-nucleotide messenger RNA. RefSeq names its product protein INSYN2B (gene insyn2b). The transcript has 3 exons. Bases 609 to 2246 code for a protein of 545 amino acids. The record is from RefSeq and is a predicted model, not a curated record. Lineage: Eukaryota; Metazoa; Chordata; Actinopteri; Cypriniformes; Xenocyprididae. Gene Ontology annotation, biological process: inhibitory postsynaptic potential. Gene Ontology annotation, cellular component: postsynaptic density.
UAAUAUUUUGCUAAUGUUGCAUUAGACGAUAUGACCUGGACAUGCACUGAAACUACAUGGAUGCAGCACCACACAAAAACUCAAUUUACCGAUGCAAUUGAAAAAAAGUCUUUACAGUUAGCCUUAACCAGGAUUUAUUUUGUGUGCAAUAGAGUCAAAUAAUUACUGAGUGCACCUUUAACAUCGCCAACCUAACUGAGAUCCUCAUUGUUUUUGUGAGAUAAAUCCUACACAGAAUAAAAAAUGAUAUAAUCUGAAAACACCCUCUUAAGUAGUUUCAAAGUAAUUAGCUUCUUUUUGUUACUGCAGCUCCAAAGUGUAGCUUGAGCACAUGCACAAUCAUUCUAAUGUCUUUUACACACAUAUUUCUUCUUUCUCAGACAGGUAAACAAGACAAAAAGAAGCAAAGUGACACUGGAUUCACAGCAAGCCAAUGGUGACCCAGAUCUGAUCUGAAAAUGGAUUUCUGACCAAUGCGAACACUGUGGAAUAUUAUUUCCCGAAAUACACCGUGGAAUAAUUACCUAUGUUUUAGAUAGUAUGCUUAGAAACGAAGGCCACACCCCCUCCAGCUCCUCCUCAGGGGGCUGAGCCAAUCAGCAAAGGUCAUGGGCCGACGGGCGGCUGAUGCAUCCAAUGCUGUGCCGGCGCUGGAGGUGCCUCUUGCUGGUGGGCGGGCCAUGCUGUCUCAGAAAUGGGGUCCUCUGUGCAGCGUUGGCGUCCAAACAUCGCCGGGCCUCCGCUCGCUUCCGUCAUUAAAGAGGAGGACGCAAGCGGUCAGUACGGCCAAUGGACCGACUGCGGAAACCAUGUCGCUGGACCGGAUGAGGCGUUGUGAGGUCAACGGCAGGCAUGUCGUCAAUGCGGCUUCCAGGAAUGGACCAGACCGGGCGUCCCAGGAGAGCGAGGUGUACUGUCAAAUCAACACCGGCAAAGUCAAUCCGAACCAAACAGGACUGAGAGGGAGCUUAAAACGAACCCCUCGGUAUGUUAACGGAAGUGUUGUUGCAUCCGAGGUGGUGGGCGGAGUUUGUAGCGAGGGGGCGGAGUCUGAAGAAGCGAGACGGCAGAGUCAAACAAUAACACGUGAUUGUAGGCGGGGUCAAUCACUGAAAGGGGAAGCGUCCAGGCCGUCCUUGCACUGCGGAAGCGUCGGCUCGUACGCCACGCCCCCUCGGCCAUGCCGGAUGAUGACGUCGUCGCCCAAACUGUGCGCCAGCUGUGGGCGGAGACAGUCUCAAGCCCCGCCUUGCAUGGCACCAGCUUGUCGCAAACGAGCCGCCAGUCAGGUUCAAGCGAGCAUGACGCUUCCGAUGCCGCCGAGGAAAUGCUGUUCACCUCGGCUGCAGAAACAAAACUCAACAGUGGCGCAACCAACGUACGCCCAAAUUCCCAAUAACAUAACGCACACGCAAAACGCGACAACAUGCUCCACCCCCUCGCAAUCCAACAAAAAAGACGCACUAGCAAAAACAGAGGCAUCGACGCAGUCUGAAAAACCUAAAAAUGACUCGACGAAGCACAAAACGCAACACACGCAAACACAAGUCACACACACAGCCAAAACAGAAUCAACCACACAACACGCAUCGCAAAAGACUAAGGACAAGUGCGUGACUACGCAAACGCACACAUCCGUAUCCGCCACGUCUAAAACGAUUGGCUGUGAGUCACAAGCCACGCCCACUCUUCCACCCAAGAAAGCCUCUCAGGUGCAGGUCAAAUCUAAACCAGCGCCUCCAGAGUUUCUGAUUGGCUCAAGGGUGGAACCUAAACCACAAACCCCACCCCCUCCCUCAGAACCUAAAACAGAGACAGAAACGGACUCUAAAGACACCCACCCACCGCCAACAGAUGAGAUCCCACAAUGCAACGGGGCACCUGGUGUUCUACACGGACUGCUGCAGAAUGUAGAGGAAAACCUGCUGUAUAAUCAGGAAAAGAUCAAAGUUCUUCUCAAUGUCAUCCAGGAUCUGGAGAGGAACAAGGCAAUGAGCGAAGGGCGUUGUUCGUAUAGAACAGGUCAGGACAUCAACAACUGCUCAACCUGCCAGAAAACAGCCUGCAUUAUAUACAGCGUGGAGCACGACUUCCGUGUGCAAGAGGGACGAUUUCAAAACAUUCUGGAAGCCUUGGAUGAAGCAGAGUACGAUGUUCCCGCCCCCAUCCCAAAACCCGCCCACAUACGCCCACCAACCAAGAGCCGCGUCAAGAAACUGCGAAAGAAGUGUUUCUGGUGGCUAUAGAAAACCAUUGAGACCUUUUAUGGAAAAUUCCACCAGCGUCGCUGCUGUCAUGGAGAGCCAAACACUUGACUGGACAUAUGAAUACAUUCCAGCUUCCAAAAAACAACUUUAUGACGCAGGAUAAAGGAUUUGCUCUUACUGAACGGAUUAUACCUUGAAAUAAUCGUUACAGCGCGAUGAACUUUGCAAAGCCAAGGCUGAACCAAAAGCUCAUCUGACAUCCUGAAAACUUGAGGACAAUUUAAAAUCCAAGGAGACCCACAAGACCUCGCGUCUAACCAGUCAAUAAAUCCCCUUCAUAGUGUCUGACGGAGUCGAUAUCCCUCUUUACGCUGAUGGACAGAGCGUUACCCCGAUGGAGAUUCUCCGUCUCAUCUCCUCGUCACCAUUCUCUGACCUUUGUGUGCAGAUGGCUUUCGUCCCCGACUAAUGAAUGUCUAAAGCUCUGUUCCCAAACCUAGUCAUCUGCCUACCUACACAGCAUUUUAAGUAACCGGUAGUUGAGCUCCAGACACGAAGGCCAUCUUAUAAGAUGCAUAUAUCCUCAACGGAACAGGCAAUUGCAGAAUGCAUCGUGACAAGAAUAAGCAUCCGAGUUGUAACACUUAUCAAUACUGACAUCUGCUUAAUGAAAUACUCUAUUGGAAUCAAUCAGUCUCUUAUGAGGCU